AUGUUCCUUGAAACAUUACUAUUAUUAAUAACGAUAAUAGUAGGCUAUUAUUGGUACAUUUAUAAGAAAGCUCAUUAUUAUUUUGAAUCGAAAGGGGUCAAAUACUUACGUGGCGUACCUUUCUUUGGGAAUCUCAUGAAUAAUUUGUUGAGGAGAACGCAUUUGUGGGAGGACUAUGAUGUAGUCUAUAAAGCUUUUCCCAAUGAGAGAUACGUUGGCUUUACCGACGGCGUCUGUCCGGGCAUCUUUAUUCGCGAUCCUGAGAUUAUAAAACAUGUUACAGUUAAGGAAUUUGAUCAUUUCGUCAACAACAAGGAUUUGUUCCCAGAAGGAGAGGAGUCAAUUUUAAAAAACAGCUUGGUAAUGCUGAAAGAUGAAAAAUGGCGGAAAAUGAAAGCAGCUCUUAGUCCAGCGUUUACAGCAUCUAAAAUGAGAGAAAUGGUCCCAUUAAUGAUUGAAAUUAGUCACAAUAUCGUUGAAUACUUGAAAGAACACCUAACUGAAGACAUAGAUUUAGAUGACUUGAUGUCCAGGUAUUCUAAUGACGUCAUUGCAUCAGCAGCUUUCGGCCUCCAAAUAAACUCGUUGAAAGAAAGAGACAACAUCUUCUUCAAGGCAGGAAAAGAUGUGUUUAAUUUUAGCCUCUUUCAGUCAAUUCGUAUGAUUUUUUCAGAUCACUUUCCAUCUUUAUCGAAGAAACUAGGAUUCACAGUCAUACCAAAAUCAACAUCAGAAUUCUUUCGGACUCUAAUAGCUAGUACCGUGGACUAUAGAAUAAAAAAUAAAGUUGAAAGACGUGACAUGAUACAGUUGUUAAUACAAUUAUCGACAGAAUGGACAGAGACUGAACUAGCCGCCCAACUUUUCGUAUUCUUCGUUGCUGGAUUUGAGACCACAGGCAACACUUUGAUCAACUGUAUUCACGAAUUAGCCCUAAAUCCACACAUUCAGGAUAUCCUAUAUGAGGAGUUGAAGGCUUUUAAGGAGACUAAAGGAAAUCUGGUUUAUGAAAAUAUUGGGGAAUUAAAAUACUUAGAUUGCGUUUUAAAUGAAACGAUGAGAAAAUGGUCUGCUGCAAUCUUUGUUGACAGGAUCUGUACGAAGCCAUAUGUCCUUCCACCGCCCAGGGAAGGGGGCAAGCCGUGCCAGCUUAAACCUGGUGAAGUAAUAUACAAUGCAGUAAACUCAAUUCAUAUGGAUCCGAAAUACUAUGAAGAACCUGAGAAAUUUAUCCCGGAAAGGUUCUUAGACGAGAACAAGCAUAAAAUCAAACCAUUUACUUUUAUGCCUUUCGGAGUUGGACCAAGAUAUUGUAUUGGAUCAAGGUUCGCUUUAAUGGAGAUGAAGAUAUUACUCUUCCGCUUGAUGCUAAAUUUCAAGGUCUUGAAAUGCGCGAAGACUCUGGAUCCGAUAAAAAUGUCGCCAGUAGGAUUCAACAUGAAUAUAUGGGGUGGUAGCUGGGUGAAAUUUCAGGCCAGAAAGGCGUAAACGAAUUUUAAUAUUGGCCUAUGUUAUUGACUAUGCUAUUGGGUUCUAUUAUUUAUUUAUUUUCGAACUUUUAAUAAGCUAUGAUUUUAUAAAAACGAUAUGAUUUACAUAAGAUAAUCUAACUUGAUUAAGAAUUGCUCAGGUCCAGUCACAGCCAAUAUCCUAAGGCCUGGAGGGGCGUACGGAAUCGUAAGCCUGCAUUACGCCUGUACCUCAUUACCAUUUUCG
Bombyx mandarina (wild silkworm) is the source of this 1716-nucleotide messenger RNA. RefSeq names its product probable cytochrome P450 9f2. NCBI's taxonomy places the organism in Eukaryota, Metazoa, Arthropoda, Insecta, Lepidoptera, Bombycidae. The record is from RefSeq and is a predicted model, not a curated record.